UAUUUGGCCACGGCAUGGACCCAGCAGAGGAGUUCCCGAAGCAGCAGGGGGAUUUCCUGGACAAGACGGGGCAGAAGACAGGACCUGACGAUGUGGAAGCCCCGGCGCAGCCCGAGGCCAGUGGGGAGGGGCAGCACCAGUGCCCCGCUCUCCAGUGGGAGACCCUAGCCAAGCAGUUUCUGGAGUACGAGCAGGCGUCUCCUUAUCUCAUCCCAGAAGAGCAGCAGACGAGGCUUCUGGGCUUCCUUCCCCUCUUCCUAAAGGCCUGGGAAGAAUCCGCUGGGAUAGUCUCUUUCCCCAACAUUCACUUCUUAGCAAGUGAGGUUUCCAAACUUCUGACCAAAGAAAUCAAGAAGAAGCUAAAUGGCAAACCUGCAGAGGAUGCUCGGCUGGCCGUGGGGCAGUUGCUGCAGGUGAAAGGGGAAGAGGACGAUGGCUGUGUGCUUCUGAGAUCGGUGUACCUCCUCUCACAGACUGACUCGGGGACACUGUGGAACAUCAUCAAAUCUGGUCUUCCAGUUGCUCUGAUGCAGUGCCUGUACCUUUUCUUCACCUUUCCUUUGGGGAAAGCCAGUGAUGGAGAGACAAGGGAGGAGGACAAGCAAGUUCAGGAGAUGUUUGUUCAGACAAUGCUCAACUUAUACAGGGAGGAACAAGGUUUAGAGGAACUUCUGUCAGCUGCCGAGCUUCAGUCUCUAAUUAUAGCAACGGCCUCACUCUGGGACCAGUGCAACCUCUCAUGGAAAGCACCCACAAGCCGUGUGCUUCGGACAAUUUCAAAGGCCCAGACCAAAACUGCCAUCAUGUACCUACAAGCUGCGGACUGCAUUAAGAUAGCCAUUCAGAAUCUAUUCAAGUUGGCUGACACCUUGCCGGCUUCUGACAUGUGUGAGGCAGUUAGCAUCAUCCUGUGUUUUGUGAAGGAUUCCUAUCCUAUCUCCUCAGCUUUGCUUUUGGAGUUUGAAAAUAAUGAUGGAUACCAGCUCCUGGUAAAACUUUUACUUAGGUGGGAGGAAUCUCCGCACAGUGAAGGAGACCACCAUGUCGAAGAGGUGCUGGAUCUACUGACUUGCCUCACAGUCUGUGGGAAAACUGAACUGAAAGUUUCUGGCAACAUUACACAUCCUCAGCUACCGCACUUUGAUUUUCAACAGACACAAUCCUCUGGAAUGACAGUGAAAAACCUCCAGGCUUUUCAGGUGUUGCAGUCCAUCUUCCAGAAAACCAGCGACCUGCACCUCUGUAGAAGAAUCUUACUGGCUAUAAAAAUCAUGUGGGCCUGGGACACAAUGAACUUCUUUCUCCUGGAAUGGACACUACAGCCCAUCUCCCAAUUCACUGACAUCAUCCCCCUCAAACCGCACCUGGUUCAGAUACAGUUUUUCCAGCUGGUGGAAUCAGUGGUGCUAGAACUGUCCUACAUCCCGCAUGAAAUCCUGAAGAAGGUUGAGUGUUUGAUAAAGGAGAACUUGGUGCCGUCCUGUACCAUAGCUGCUCUGCGGUGCCUUCACAGCAUCACCAAGAGGGACUUGAUCUUCACUGACAUAUUCAGAGACUCUGGGCUCUUGGGCCAGCUGCUGACUCAGCUGAGGAAGCAAGCCAAGAUCCUGAGGAAGACAGCUGGGACCCAAGCACCCUGUCUGGAGCAAGGCACUGAGAAAGAGCUAACCUGUGUGAUGCUGAAGAUGGUUGCUGCCCUUGUCCUGGGAUCUGUGAGGAACGCUGUUGUUAUAAAAGAUUAUGGGAUGGUACCAUACAUCAAGAUAUUUCUGGACGAUGACUGCUACCGAAGUGAGACCCUCUGUAUCUUGGAGCAGCUGUCAGUCAUCAACACCGAAGAGUACAUGAGCAUAAUUAUUGGGGCCCUCUGCUCUUCCACUCAAGGGGAGCUGUACCUGAAACUGGACCUGCUGAAGUCUCUCCUGAGGAUCCUGGAGAACCCCAAGUGCCAUUCGGCUUUCAGAACAUGCAGCGGAUUCAAUGGACUCCUAUCCCUUCUCUCCGAUAUGGAAGGUGCGUUACAGGACCCGCCGUCAGGGGCAUGGGCAGCUACGGGGCAUAGCCUCAUCCUGGAGCUUGUUUUGUACACACUUCAGGGGAUAGCUGCUGCUCUGCACCUGGACCCCAUCAACAGUGACUUCUUCCAAAGGAAUGGCCUCUUUGAGAAGCUGGCGGAGGAUCUUGGCUCACUUGGCUGCUUCUGGACACAGGGGAGCCAGCAAGUCCCUGUGCAGCUUGAGAAAGGAAGGACGUUUGCAGAGUUCUUGAACGCAGCCUUGUACUCAUCAGAACCUUUCCCAGCAUGGCUCAAGAGCUGCAUACGGAUUCUGAGUUUCCUUGAUCAUAUGAUCAAAGGGACCCUGCAUCUGGACAGUUGCUUCCUGGAGAUAAAGCCUGCUGCAGAAGAGCAACCAUGGGAUGUUCAGAAGGGACAACUAGAUCAACAGGAGGAGCAUGGUACUAGCUUCAAACCACUGGAGGAUAAAUUACCUGCCUCUGACUACCGGGCAUGGGCAGACCCUGAAGACAGGUUGGAAGGGGGAAACUGUGCCAUUAUACAUCCAGGUGCUGUCUGUGUCAUGGUGAGGCUGCUUCCAAAGCUCUACAAGGAGGAACACCCUGAGCUUUCCCAGGAAAUCCAAUGCGCAGUGGCUGAUCACAUCCAGUCCUUGGUGAAAUCCGAGAAGAGCCGUCAGGUGAUAUGCACAUCCGGCUUGCUGAGCACCAUCAUAACCUCCUGUCAGCACGCUCUGAACAAUGAUAGCCACCCAUUGCACCUGCCUCUCAUCAGGAUUUUUGAGAAGCUUGCCUCGCAAUCCAUUGAGCCAGAUGUAUUAAGGCAGUUCCUCUGGCUUGGGACCCCUCCGCCAACCGUGACUGGGGCAUGCAGAAACUCAGCUAAGACUACAUUGUGUCAAGAGACUAGUUUGUGUAAAGCAGCUUGCAGUGAAGAUUCAGGAGCAGCCAUGCUGGACAAUCCUGUGGUUCCUCAGCUAGCCAUGCAGACCACCAGUUCCCCAUGGGUGUCCAGGGGCUCUGCAAUAGCUCUCCAGACAUCUAUGAGUCUCAUCUCCAUGACAUCGCCACGGAACUUCCAGCCAUACAACACUUCCUUGGCACCGUCCUUCGUGGAGUUCGACAUGUCUCCUGAGGGAUAUGGCUGUUUGUUCCUCCCCACGCUCUCCACUGUGAUGGGCCCCAGUGCGGAACACUCCGUCUCAGGAGGGAUCGGAAUGGGUACCAGACUGUUCCCACCCUUGGGCGGCCUGACUGUCUCCUCCUGGUUCCUGGUCAGCAGGUUCUGCUCUACCCGUGAUGCCCACCCCCUGCGCUUCCUCACCGUGGUGCGGCACAUGUCGAGAAUGGAGCAAGAGUUUGUCUGCUUUGCUGUCAGCUUCUCCCCCACAGACCGCUCCUUGGUCAUCUCUACAGAGGAAGUGGAGUUCCAGCCUCUGGACAUCAUGGAACCUGAAGUGGAGGUCCCAAAUCACUCCUCAGCCCCAACUCAGAUUGAAUUCAGCUGCACCCAGCAGCUAGCCACGGGACAGUGGCAUCACCUCACAGUGACGGUUGCUAAGGAAACGAAAAGGAACUGCAUAGUUUCGGCGUAUAUCAACGGACAGAUACUUGGUUCCGCUAAGAUGCAGUACAUACAGCCCUUACCCGGAAGCAGUAUUUCCAUGGAACCGUCCUCCUUCGUCGACAUCUAUGGCUACAUAGCUAGCCCCCGCAUCUGGAAACAGAAGUCCUCCUUGGCUUGGCGCCUGGGCCCAACAUACUUGUUUGAAGAGUCGAUCUCUGGGGAAACCGUGGAGGCGAUUAACAAGCUUGGGCCCCGGUACUUCAGUAACUUCCAGGCAGUGCAGCUUCCAGCUAAUGAUGACUCCAAAGAGCCUCAGCUCACAGCCUUGGUUGCAGAGGAGAGAAUUUCAUUUGGGAUCAAUGCCAUUUGCUCAUCCACCACCACCAUUCAAGACAUAAAGAGCUGCUACAACGAAGUGGACGGUCGGCUGAUCGCCAAAGAGAUGGGGAUCAUCUCCCGUGACAGUUCAACACCAGUUUUCCUGGCUAGAAACAUUGCUGGACACCUCGCUGGUCCCUUACGAACUAUUGGAUCAGUGGCUGUGGGCCAAUUUGGGGUACGAGUGUUCCAGUCUUGCCCAGCAGCUAACAGCCUGAACUUUAUUGGGGGCCCAGCCAUUCUGCUAGGCCUCAUUGCCAUGGCCCGGGAUGACCAUGCAAUGUAUGCCGCAGUCAAAGUCCUGAACUCCGUCCUGAACCGCAGCCCCAUGAGUGAGAAGCUGAUGAGCCACAUCGGUGGAUACCAGCUCCUGGCGUACCUACUAAAGUUGAAGACAAAAUUGCUAAACAACAGGAUUUUACAGCUGGUGCUCUCCAUAGCAGGCACGGCAGAGCUGGGCUUGGAAUCCUCGACUAUAAAGAACUAUGGUGCAUUCCAAUAUGUUCUCAGUAACUUUGAGCUUUGGUCAAAUGCACCAGAAAAUCUUGACCUUGUCCUGUUUUCACAUCUUGUGGAGAUCCUGCGGCCCUCAAGAGAUGGAUGUCAGAAUGCCAAAGUCGCCUACCAGAUGCAAAUGGUGCCCAAACUGGUUUUCCUCCUCAGUGACGUUGAGAUCAGCUGCUCACGGGUCACCACUAUCUGUACCAUCUUCUCCCACCUGCUGCAGGGCUAUUUCAACACCAAAGACAUUCUUAGGAUUGGAUUGUUCCUUGUUUAUACUUUAAAGCCCUCUUCUGUGGAUGAAAGUCAGAUAUGCCUGGAUGGGAUCUCUGAUCUGCCAGGAGAAGCCUUAAGCCAAACAUCUGGGAAGACAAUCUGGCUCCGAAACCAGUUACUGAAGAUGCUGUUAGAUGUAAUGUGUUCAGACAAACUUCAUCUGUCCUCUGAGGCUCAAGAGGAGACCUUCUUGGUGCUGGGGCCUGACUGGUUUCUCUUGUUCACACAAAGCCAUCUACACCCAAGCACUGUCGUGAUCGGGGUCAAACUGCUGCUGCACUUCCUCCACAAUCCCACACUGCUGAGGAAGUUCAAGGAGGGAGUGGUGGCCGGGCGCUGGGUGUCAAACAGCUCUGCAGGGAUGGAUAUUCUAAUAGACAAUUUGAAAAGUGGGCCCCUGAUACCUGACUAUGGCCCCUACCUAGUUUUUGGGCUCACAGUGCUGCAAGCAUGUUUGAUGGAUCACAUUCACCUCCCUGAGAUCUACCUGCUGGUCUCAGGGCUGUUCCUGGGAACCCCACAGUGUGACCCGCCAGAAGCCUCCAAGGCAGAUCUGGACUCCAUGCUGCAGUGGCUCCUGCAGAACCACCAUGUGGAGGAUGUCCUUAAAGCUGGGCUAUGCACAGAGGCAGUGGCCCUGCUGCUAGAGAUGGUUAAGGCCACAGUGAACAAGCCCUUUGCAGGUACAGAGGGCUCCUGGGAGGUGGCCUAUCCUGGGAACAUCAUGCAGUUCCUGUGCCUAAUCUACCACAGCUACCCACAGGACCCGGUGUGGUGCUGCUCAGACUUCCUGCAAACCUUAGCCACUGUCGUCUUCCAUGUGAGGGCGCCACAGGGAGGCUGUGAAGGCCUGUCGCACCUCAAAGGUCCAGCUGCUGCUGAAGCAAACAGCUGUCCCAACUCCCCGGCUGCCCCACUGCCUGAGCACCCUGCCAAGAAGCAAGUGUGGGACUUCCUGCGCAUCCUGCUGAUGGAGAGUCUGCUCAGCAUCCCAGCGCACAAACAGGGGCACCCAUUCGAGCUGCUUCUUGAGGCUUCUGCAGAAAACUCCACAAGCGAGCAGAAGAGACGUUUCCAGACGGAAGUCUUGCUUUUGACUAUGGAUAUCUUCCACACCAUGAGCCAAGGGGGUGGGAAAACUGACUCCUCCAGACUGAGAGGCAGCAGUGACCCUCAUGGCGGGGCGGAAGUGGCUGUGCCUAUGUUGGUGGCAAACGUUUCCUAUUUCACUCAGAAGCUGGUGGAGAAGCUUUACAGUGGAAUGUUUGCUGUAGAUCCUAAGCAAAUCCUGCUCUUUGUUGGCGAGCAGAUCAUGUUGGUCAUGGAGAACACCUUUUCCCAAAAGGAAACUGUCAUCAGCACCCUGUACAGCAGUUUAAACCGAGCCAUCCUGUAUUGUCUGUCCAGGCCACAGCAAUCACUGCCUGAACAGCUGAGUCUCCUGAACACCCUCCACACCCUGCAGGAACAGUGGGACGUCAUCUUUGCAACUUACAACUCAAAUAUUAGCUUCACCAUCUGCCUUAUGCACUGUCUGUGUCAGCUGAGCUCUGGGAGCUAUCCAGAAGGGUUUGGAGUGGAUGCAAAACCAACACUGGCUUCCUAUCGCCAAAUUUUCCUGGCCCCGAGUGAAGAGGAAAAGGAGAGAGGGGACAGUCACCCUGCUCCAGGCAAUGUUCAGCAAGAGAUUCUGAAAACAGUCGAAGUCAUCUGGAAGCAGCUCAUUUCCCAGAGGUGGCAGGUCCUGGAGGACACCUACAAGAUGGAUCUCUCUGUGAAGCCGGGAGACAGAGAGAAGGAAGUGAAGAUAGCUGAGAUCACUCCUCUGUGGGAAGAGACGAUGACGAAGGCUUGGCAGCACUUCAUAGCAUCUGAGAAGAAGACUCUCCAAAGUAAAGCAACAUCAGCCCAGUUCCAGAGCAAGCCCAGUUCCUGGAGCGAAAGCUUGUCUUCGGCUAGGAGGUUGAUGCCUGGCAAGAAUGUAAAGGAAACAGUGUGCAAAUCUGAGGGCUUUGUGUCGUGUAUGGAAAAGUACAGAAGGAGUGGGCAGGAGCUGUACGCAUCUUUACACAAAGAUCAUGUACAGAUGCUGCAGUGUGGUUACAGCAAAGCAGCGAAAGACUGGGCCACACUGGAGGAGCAGCUGUUCAACAGAGGGGGCCCGUGGGGAGCCGUAUCAGGGCUGUCAGCCCCACGGUGGUGUCUUGAUGGCUACGAGGGGCCUGCACGGAUGCGGAAGAGGGUUCGGUGUGAGAGGGCCCAUGGGGCAGUGAUGCGAAUGAGACGCGAGGUUCACGAAGCUACCCCAAUUCAAGAAGAAAAUCAAGAAGAGCCGAUGCUAAAUGGAGCAGAAAGGGAGAUGGAUGAGAGGCGAAUGGAUUGUAACCAGCUGACAUUCUUCCCUGCCCUACAUGAAAGUUUCCACUCAGAAGACUUCUUGGAACUGUGUGUGGAAAGACAAAUUAUCCUGCAGGAAUUCGCUGAGAGUGAAAAGGUUACAUUUAGAUACUCCGUGGUGAUUGUGCAAGGGCACCUGGCAUCAGAAGGGGUGCUUCUCCUUGGCAAAGAGCACUUUUACAUCUGUGAGCACUUUGUCCUCUCCCAGUUUGAAGAGGUUUAUUGCACCAAGCACUGCUUGUCCAGCAUCACCGAUCCAUUUAUUUUCAGCUUAUGCCACAAAGAGCAGGGCAUGGGAGAUCAAGCAUGUUCCCGUUAUGCGUACAGUGACAUUAAAGAGAUACAUCUGAUGCGCUUUCUUCUACAGGAGAUCGCCUUGGAAAUAUUCUUCAAAAACGGCUAUUCCAAGUUUCUCGUCUUCCACGACAGCGACAGGAAUAAAGCGUUUAAGAGAUUUUGUUCAUUGCAACCUGUUUUGAAGGCAAAAGGAAUAACUGAAGAGUCCUUGAAUAUAAGGAAGAAUACGGGAGGGGAAAAGACGAUGCUCCAGAAAUGGCAGAAGAGAGAGAUCAGUAACUUCGACUACCUGAUGUACCUGAACACGCUGGCGGGGCGCACGUACAAUGACUAUAUGCAGUACCCUGUGUUCCCCUGGAUCUUGGCUGAUUACCACUCCCAGAUGCUGAACCUUGCUAGCCCCCAGACAUUCCGAGACCUUUCCAAGCCCAUGGGAGCUCAGACACUGGAAAGGAAACGCAAAUUUAUCCAGCGCUACCAUGAGGUGGAGAAGAGCGAAGGAGACCCAUCGGCCCAAUGUCACUAUUGCACCCACUACUCGUCGGCCAUCAUAGUAGCGUCAUACUUGGUCCGACUGGAGCCAUUUACGCAGACCUUCUGCGCUCUUCAGGGGGGAAGUUUUGAUGUAGCAGACCGGAUGUUUCACAGUGUGAAGAAUGCGUGGGACUCGGCAUCGAGAGAGAACAUGAGUGACGUCCGGGAGCUCAUCCCUGAGUUCUUCUACUUGCCUGAAUUCUUAACCAACUGCAAUCACUUUGAAUUCGGCAGCAUGCAGGACGGAACUGUGCUGGGGGAUGUGCAGCUGCCCCCCUGGGCAGAUGGAGACCCUUAUAAAUUUAUCCACUUGCAUAGACAGGCAUUGGAAAGUGACUAUGUUAGUGCACAUCUCCAUCAGUGGAUCGAUCUCAUCUUUGGUCAUAAGCAACAUGGCUCAGCUGCGGUGGAGGCAGUGAAUACCUUUCAUCCUUACUUCUAUGGAGACAAGGUGGACCUCAACAACACCAGCGAUCCUCUGAUUAAAAGCACCAUACUGGGAUUUGUCAGCAACUUCGGGCAGAUACCGAAACAGCUCUUCACUAAACCCCACCCAUCCAGGAAUGCCACGGGCAAAAAUACAUCAGGGAAAGAGGCUGCAUCCUCUCUGCAUUCAGCUGGACAUGUGCCCCUGUUGCUCAGCAGCCUGCAAAAUCUGAAGCUCUCUCCUGUCACAAUCAAAGAGGCGCCCAAGGGAGCCAUCGGACACAUCGUCCAUACCGAGAAAAUCAUUCUGGCCUUCGAGAGAAACAAAGUUUUGAUCCCCCCACUCUGGAACAAAACCUUCUGCUGGGGAUUUGACGAUUUCACCUGCUGCCUUGGAAACUACGGAACUGACAAGAACACGGUGACACUUGAAUGCAUGGCAGAGUGGGGCAAGUGCCUCUGUGCAGUAUGUCCCACACCAACUACUGUCAUUACCUCUGGAACGAGUGCCGUCGUGUGUGUCUGGGAGCUUUCCCUGGUCAAAGACAAAGCGAGAUGCCUGAACUUGAGACAGGCUUUGUAUGGACACACUCAGGCCGUGACCUGCCUGACCGCAUCUGUGACCUACAGCGUUCUUGUGAGCGGAUCCAGUGACAGAACCUGCAUCAUAUGGGACUUGAACCAGCUGACGUACAUCACUCGUCUCCCUGCCCAUAGGGCCAGUCUCUCUGCUAUUGCCAUCAACAAUUCAACGGGUGACAUUGCCUCUUGUGCCGGAUCCUAUUUACAUUUGUGGACCAUCAAUGGCCAGCCUCUGGCAAGCAUCAGCACUGCCUGUGGCCUGGAAGGAGCCAUUCUUUGCUGCUGCUUUGCUGAAGUAAUGGACUGGGACACAUGUAGCAUCAUCAUCACGGGGGGCACAGAUGGAAUUGUGAGGUUAUGGAAGACAGAAUAUGCAACAGCCUCAGGCCAGGGUGUUGGAUCAAGAUCACAGAAAGCCGCAACGGAAGAUCUGGAUAACAAAGGUAACAAGUGGGGGCAACAUCUGCUUCUCUGCCGGGAGUUGAACAUCAGCAUGGCCUUGACUGGGAAACCAGCUAAGAAUAAUCCCUCAGUGACGGCUCUUGCAGUAACCAGGAAUUCCUCCAAGCUCCUAGUUGGUGAUGAGAGAGGGAGGAUAUACAGUUGGGCUGUGGAUGGGUAGGCAGAAACAACAAGGAGCUCUUGGUCCCCUCCAACUUUGCGUGGUGUCGAUGAAUGGAACGAAAACUAUCCUUCAGAGUACACAAGAUUUGGAAGGAAGAGUGGAGUGAAAUGACUCUCAAGAGAGUCAGUGGACUGUAGGGUCAAUUUGGGAGCAGAGGAGGAAUUUGACAUCCUCUGAUACAGCUCCGCCCCAUUACUAAAAGUAAUAAGGUACCAGAGUUCAGUCCUGGCCAUGCCGCGCAUACAACCCCCCUCACUGAAUUUGCUGGUGAGAAUCACUGCCAACGGUAUAGUGCAGUGUGCUAUCUGCUGUGUCUCCUGUGAUGGGACUCAGUGUCCCAUCCUGCUCCCAGUGAAAUCAAGGGGAAUUUUACCACUCUUCAGUUGGAACAGAUCUGGGCUCUGAAUUUUGGGCCGCUGUUUAGAAUACAGCAGGGAAAUGCUAUCGAAAUGUGUUUUAAACCGAUCCUCAUUGGCACGUGCAUUUGAACUGCACAUGAAUUUCCUCUGUACAAAGUGGUUUUUGCAUUAAAUAAAAUCCAGCUGUUUA
Messenger RNA from Chelonoidis abingdonii (Abingdon island giant tortoise), 10148 nucleotides. NCBI's taxonomy places the organism in Eukaryota, Metazoa, Chordata, Testudines, Testudinidae. The record is from RefSeq and is a predicted model, not a curated record.